Messenger RNA from Porites lobata, 8134 nucleotides. Lineage: Eukaryota; Metazoa; Cnidaria; Anthozoa; Scleractinia; Poritidae. The record is from the annotation of a GenBank genome assembly.
AUGUUUCAUGAAUCUUCGGAACAUAUUUACCCGAAGUGCCAAAAAAAUGGCGGCUUAAAUAUUCCUCGAAAAUAUAACAUCGACUCCUUUGGUUCAACAUCAUACUCGAUUGACUUUGCGAAAAAAGAAGGAAGGCCGGCGUUGCCCAGGCCUUGCUCCGUUACCAGGCGAAAUAGGCCACACCCAUCACAGGUAAAACUAAGGGUAAGGUCGAGUGUUUAUAUUUAGUGAACAAUUCUUGCAGGGACCACUUGAACAAACAGCGGCGAGGGAAAGCCGGAUCUUGUCGAAAAUCAGGAUCAGCAAUAUAAAAUAACACUUAAAAUUGAAGGCAAGGCUGAUGGGGCAGCUAAGGUUUGCAAAUGUAUUUGUCCAAUAUUUCGACUAGAUAAAACCAGCCUUCAUCAGGAGCUGGAAAAGAUAAGUGAGAAUAUAUCUAAUUAAUUCAGACAGGGACGGUAUCCGUAAGGCCCGCGAAGGAUUUUUAAUAUCUAAAGGCAAACACUUGAACCCUAUGGGAUGAACAGACGAGAUGAAAUUUUAUCUAUUGACAUAUUUUUAUGUAACCUCUUUAUACAACUUUUUGUCUAUUGUAUUCCUUCACCAAUCACAUUUUAUCUUUUUAUUUUUGUAUUAUUUUAUAUACUGUAACCUUUUAUUCUAUUCUCACUUAGCUUUCCCAGCCCCUGAUGAAGACUAUUUUUGUCUAGUCGAAAUAUUGGACAGAUAAAUUUGUAAAUCGAUUGUAGCUGUCCGAUCAGCCUUGCCUUCAAUUUUAAGUGUUUAUAUUUAGAGUGUCACACCGGUAUCACCCAUAUUCCUGGUUCCGGCCACCAACUUGCCAGAAUCUGAACUCUGCCCUCUUCAUGGUUGCGUUUUUUACGUUAGAAUCAAAUUUAGUUCUUAAGGCCUAAGCCAAACGUCGAACUUUUCAUGAGACGAACCAAACUUAGUGAGUUAAAAUUAAAUUUCGACGUCUGGCUCAGUUAAGGUCGUCUCACGAAUGAGUUUGGAUCGUUCAAAACGUUCUAUCCAUUUCAUUCAGGAUAGAACGUCUGAAGAUCGUCUCCGGGACAUCGAUCUUCACAUGCGGUGAACUAAACUAAUGAAUGAGAAAUUUGUACGAUACUGUAUAUUUAGCCUCGUUCGGGAAAAAACUUAUUACUGAACAUCCUGCGCUGGCUGGCUAAAACUGCUUUUCGGUCUGAUUCAGUUGAUCCGCCGAGAACCUGGGCUAUUUGAUCCAUUUGGUACUGGCCAUACCGCCGAGUUGGUACGUGUGCUUCAGUGUUAAGGUAUCAUUUGAUCCACCUUUGGUUGAUGUUGAAGCGUCUUUUCAUUACUCUGUUCAUUCCUUAGAAUUUUCUAAAUUGGAGGAUUCCUUCGAAGCCAAUGCCAGGACAAAAGGUGAAUGAUGCCAGUAAAGCAUUCUUGUAUUUAUCAGACGUGGAGACCCGACAGCGUUUUUACGACGACUAUGUGGGAAGAUUUAGUAAGUAGAGUGCUACAGUCCUAAUUAUUAUCAUUACAACCACCACCACCACCACCACCAUCAUCAUCAUCAUCAUCAUUAUCACUCUCAUUAUCAUAGACAUCAUUAUCAUUAUCACUUAUUGUUGUUAUUAUUAUUGUCAUCAUUUUCAUCGUCAUCAUUGUCAUUGAUAUUAUCGUCUACAUCGAUUAUCAUCAUCAUUUCCAUUAACACCAAUCAGUCAGCAGUCGCUGAUUUUCCGCUACAAACCUUUCUUUUUUAAAAAUAUCAGAUUCGGAGAAGACCGGUAAACUGUACCAGGACGUUUGCUGUUUGGUGCCUCGUUACCCGACGAGUAAGGACUGAACUUUAUUUUUGUAAAAUUAAUACUAUAUGACUUGUGUAACAUUGAGAUCAAUUCUACGGCUAUAACGGCAAUGAUUUCACCAUUUCUUAAUUGUAUUUAUAGCCUAUUAACAGGGGCACCCAACGAGAAAAUAGUUCAAAACCACUUAAAAAUGGCAUUGUUGAACAUAUUUUAGUUUAGUCCUGUUUAGUAUUUAAACAGUAGAUAAAGGCAUAUUUUUAUCCCCUAAAAAUGUUUCAUCUGUUCGGAUUUCCUAGCUGAAAGUCUAGUGAUUAAAUUAUUAAAUUAAAUUAUAGUGAUCAAAACUUACGUUUUCGAAAAUGUCAGCCAGAAAAAGGCUCCCGAAAAAUCUAGGUGACCUUUUUGGAGUAAAAAACCGUUAAAAAUGGGCAAUUAUACCAUUUGGGGAGGGGGCAGGGGUGGUUCGAAAAUCCUAGGAGAGGCAGGCAAGCAAGAAAUUUAACAACAAAUGUUCCGAAAAUUCUAGAUCUCAAAUCGUCUUGCGAACAGAUAUUUUCCAAAAAUUGUCGUUGGGUGAUGGGCCCCUGUAUUAAGUCGGUCUGAGAUAAACCACCUCAUGCUUUCCGUUGCCCCAUGUGAGAGAAUCCAGAACAGUCUACUCUUGGAUUCUGGAUUCCACACCAUGGAUUCCAGAUUCCAGGUACUGGAUUCUAGUAUUUGUCUGUGCAACUUGGAUUCUGGAUUCCAAAUGUUAGUGCUAUUUCGGAUCUGCUAUUCUCGUUCUCAGAGCCCGUCGUUUCUUUUAGUCACGCGGUCUUGAAACGAAGGGCUAGCCACUACAAAUUAAGCCGAGUGGCUCUGGGGAGGAGAGUGGGAUUCCUUGAGCUGUAUUCCGAAUUCUAAAGCCCAGGAUUAAGCAAAUAUUUUCCGGAUUCUACAAGCAAAAAUUUCCUGGAUUCAGGAAUCCGUAUUCUCUUACAUGAAUGGGGCGUCUAAUCGUCUAUGCAAGGUUUGCACGUUAUAAGAGCAUUAAAUCACCCUUUCCAGAUCAAGAGUCCACUGUAGGGUUCUUCAAUCCCGUUAUCCCGAAUCCCCUCAAUCCUGUAAUCCCGAUCGAGGCAUCUCGCAUCCGGGUGCAUACUUUCUGUCCCGAAUCCCGCCCCCAUUUUGCUUUGAAUUCCAGAAUCCUGCUGGCAGACUUCAUAAGGCAAAUCCCGCAUCUCGAAAAAGCCCAUUAGGGAAGCGUCUCAAGUCGAGCCGAGUUUUGAGCCUUGAUGACCACACUCCUUCAUUCCUAGUUUGGUUUUAUUAUUUGUUAACUUGAAAUUGCAAUUUUUUCUACAAUACGAUUUAUUUUCUGCAAUUUUCCUCCCUCGUCAGGGCCAAAAGUUACUCAACAACCUAUUUUUCAAGGUAAAAACAAUGUCAAAGCAGUACCCAGUUCACGUCCAAAAGUAAGUCCCUUGUUUCUAUUAAAAAAUGAAAUUUAUUUUAAAGACUUGUAACUUUGCUAUAUCUCUUAUCACCUGAAAGAUCUCAGUACAUUUCCCUUUGCCAAAAUAAAUAAAGCGUCAUUUGUUGUCAGAACAAUUCUCUACGGAAAACUGCAUAGAAGCUUAUAUCGUUAAUUGAAACUGCAUACUAACCAUGCGCCCACUUGCUUCUGCUUGUUUUUAAAAAUAAACUUAAAUAGUAUCAGGCCGGGGCUUAAACACCAAAACCACCCGGUUUCUCCAGCUAUAGGCUCUAAUAAAUUACUAAAUUUUCAUGUUAUCUUUGUCGUGUAAUAAUUCUAAAGGGGCUAAUAAAUAUUGUGGUAAUGUUGUGGUUGUUUGAUUCGAUAUUCCAGCCGUCAUUAUAUUACUAAAUACGUUUUUUCAGUUUCAAUUUGUUAUUUCCCAAUAUGUACAAUUUCUCUAUAAACCUUUGACCAAACAAACCCUUAAUUAUCAUAAUAACCCCUAUAUAAACAGUUAGCUGAUCCAAUACCAAUACCGUAAAAUUAUAUUCUGAAAAUAACCCCCGGAGGACUUUAUUAUUCAAGGCUUCUUUUAGGAGCCAAAUAUCCGACUGAAAUUAUUUUGGGCGGGCGUAAUUAUAGGAGGGAAAUUUGCCUUUCAGAAUCACCUUAACUUGGAGAGAAAAUAUAAAUAAUAGUAUUCGAGAACACAUCAGAGAUAAACUUUUAUUAUUUAAAAUGAAAUUUCGUACAUGCAAUCCAUCUUCAAGCGCCUGCUACAAACGCUAAAUAAUUAAGGUAAAAAAUAAUUAACCAAAAGCAUGGGUUCACCUGAAUAAUCGAUAUAUAUAAAUAUAUAUAUAUAUAUAUUGACUGACUGUAUACGGCAACUUAAGAUUCAUCAGUAGAACUGACUUAGCUUUUAGCCGGGGUUUAUAUUGUACAAUUGUAAUAUAAUCAAUGUGGGAUGACUGAUUCAUUUAUCAUGGGAGUCUAAUCUAAAAAUAAUACGUAUGGAAGGGCUUGUUAUAGAAGUCCUUUUCGAGUUUAUCAUCCCACGCAGACAUUAUUAGGCUUCGUCACGCGUCCUUCGACAAAGCCCUAAAAAUAUCUUGCCUGAGGAAAUAUUUUGUGUCCAAAUUUGGGGGAAUUAUAAUCAAAAUUUACUUUUCAGUGCAUUAUGACACCGUUAUGCAUGUCAAAGGACGUAGGGCAGACGUACGACAGUUUGGUAUCCCAGGCUUCAUCAGAGGGUAAGUCGAGGGGAAAAAAUUAUUAAAAAUAUUGUCUGAUGCGCUCUGACUUGAAAAAUAAGCUUGUGGCUAUUUUCCGAGUGUAGUUUAUCAGAGUAUAGCUAGAAGGCCAUAAUUUUUUCGCUGAUUUGAAAGACAAUCCACGAGGGAUGAAUGUUAGGUUAGAAAAAUGUCAAGGAUACUUUGCUUUUGGUUUUCAAAGUACAUAAAUACAACUACGAUAUUAUAAUGCUGACCAGAUCACCAGCUCGCACUUUCUCAACAAACCCUUGUUCCCAGGCUCCUUCUCAAGUUUGAAUUGUUGGAGAGAGAAACGGAAUUAACGUAUCAUCUAAUUUACGUGUUUAGGAGGAAUUACCAUGAAGGUCAGGUUCAUGUUCGCAAUUCCUCAGUUACUCAAAACGAGUAGAUAAAAACCGUCCAAAAUUCUGCUGAUAAAACUGGCAUGAAGAUGAGUUCGUUUUCUGUAGAUACAAAAUUGAGCAAUUUAUGACUACAAAUGAAAAGAAAAAUUGGACACGUCGUACAAAUUGACGUUUGCUUAGCUUUUUUUUAAGGUGAAUUAAUUCUACAUCUCUAAGAUAUAAAAACAAAUUUGCCUCCAGCUUAACUUCGCUUUUUUCUUCGGUAAUUUCUCUAAUGUGUUUUCAUCAAAAUGGGUACCAGCUAACCUUUUGAGUUGUACUUUUAAUUUUUAGAGAGACUGAUUGUGGAGAGUUGUUUAGACGCUGGUGAUCGAGGAUACUUGGGAAAGGUGAGGCAUUCUUAAUUUUUGAUUAGCCCCUAAAGAAGGGGAAAAUUUUAGGGGCGGCCGGACACGCUGCGGGGGCGCAAAUAGGCUGUCGUUGUUUACCAUUACCGUGUUUCCGGAAACUCGGAUCGGAAAUUAAAGGGCGUUUUCCGCCCAGGGGAAAAUUCCCAAAAGGCAGCGCAGCGUGAAGUUAAAAGUUAAAAUUAGUCCUACAUUGUAUUUUGCCGGUAGGAUAUUCCAAAUGGAAAUUUGUGACUCCUUCUUCAAAGCCAUCUUUGAUACCCGUUUCCAGGAGCCGUUCAGUUUCAGGCUUUGAUUCGCAGUGUUCGCGGCCGUUUUUCGGUGCAUGGAACUGAUUUUUAAACACGAUAAACGCAAUUCCCGGAAGAAAUUGACUAGUCCUGAAUUGUGCAUACCAUUUAACCAAACCGUGAGGGAAAAUCCCGCCGGCGGGAUUUUCCCUCUCACUUGUAAUUGACUUGUAUAUUCUCCCUUCUCGCGGAUCCGCCGCCAAAAGAAUCCAACACUCCCACGCUUAUCCCGCCAGCUGCGCAGGCUAUGCCCACUGCAAAGUUUCUACUUAAACAGUCCUUUUUGCUUCUUAAGCAUCUUUUCAUACACACGAAAUUUUCUAUCAGGAUUAUUUUGAUUUACAUAGUUUUUAUCAAAAUCGAACUGACAUUUGAUUAAUCGAUCACUUUAUCAGACACCUUACUAUUUAAGUGUUGGUUUCGCUUAUGGCUACUACAAGGUACGGAAAAACGGGCAACAAAAAACGUGCAACUUGCCUUGCAAAAUUGUUGCAAAACAAAUUGAAUAGCCAGCCUAGUCCCCAGGCGUUUUCGGCUCGGUCAUUCCUGGACUCUACCAUGAGCUGUGACGUCACCGAGAGAUACUCGUCGAGUUCGCGCGGACAACGGAUCAAGAAAGAAUACCUAGGGACUAGGCUGUUAAAUACCGAUGUUGCGCGUUUCACCAACCACACACAUUAUUCAGACCUGUUAACAACCUUAUUUGUUGCAAGAAAGAUUUGAUUUUUUGUUUGUGACAAGCUAAGAAAUUCAAUAAUACGACUUCAUAAUGACAUCACAUCAUGUCAUUGAACCUAGAUGUUGGAAAUGAUGAGUGCAUUAUUCUGGUAAUGUUAUUGGCUGUAUCAUGAGCGGUAUUAAAGUCAUGGGGGUGGGGUGGGGGGGGGGGGCGCUCAUCAGACGCGAGACGCAAAAAAGCGCUUUCUAAAUAGGGUUUACAAUGCUUUUUCUUUGCAGAGCUUGGCUCAUGCUAUACGACCUGAGGCCAUACCUGCUAUCCAUCGGUGGCUUAAACAUCAAAAUGGAACAGGUAAGCUUCAUUCCCGUUUUUUUUCGAUUUUCUGAUCCACGGCGCGGGAAAGGGACACUUUGUACAUUCCAACCCUAAAAUAGUAAAUUCAGGUUUGGCUAAGAAGGCCCGCACCCCUUUUUUCAGAUCGUGGUGUUGCAGUCGACUUUUUGAACAAGUUGAGCAGAGGCACGAAUCAAGGAGGCCUGGAGACGGAUAGAAAAUAUUACCGUCUGCAACAAAUUUGUGUUGAUAACAAAACAUCUCAGGAAGUUUCCAGGUGAGUUAUUUAUUUUUGAUGUUCAACUUUGAGUGCUCUGUUUUGUAGAAGCGACCAUUUGUUAAUCCACAUCAAUGGCACAUUUUAUCGGUCCAAAUGGCAACGUAAGCUUUAAAAGUUUUUAAAGGGGAAGUUCGCGCCAUCUAAGGUAAUUCAGAUUCCAGAAUCCACGGUGUAGGAUUCAGAAUCUAAGUUCCACUGAGAAAAGCUGGAAUCCAAUACCUGGAAUCCAGAACCCACGGCGUAUAAUGUCUCGGAUUCCUUACAUGGGACGGGAAAGUGAAGCGACAAAAGUUAGGUCUUGAAUUACACUUUCAAGUUGGUUCAUUUCAGUGGCCGCUAAAGAAAAACUGAAAUUAUUAACGCUCAAGAACAUUGUGCAUUCAUUAUGGCAUUAACACACGCCAAUCAGCCAAGGCGAGCUUCCAGAAUUUCGCUCAGAGCACAGAGUUCAAAUAUUUUAAGAUAUAAAGAAGAGCGGAAAAUUCUUAUGGUAAUGUCGUUUGGCAGGCAUUCUCGCUAGAUCUGGUAAUUACUCUAAACAAAUUUUAGCAAGGAGCACGCCCGCUCACAUUAUUCAGAAUGUGGUGAUUGCGGAGCGCUCGCGCGCGAAUCGAAGUGCGCAGCAGAGUACCACAAGUAAGGAAAUUGAGUUCUGACAAAAUUGUCCGUAGGUAUGUCAUGUUAGCGGAUAACUUUCCAAGGCGUAUGGAAAUACAAAUUUUGUUUAACCUGUAUUAGACAUCGGCCAUAUUAUGUAAUUGACGGUUGUCAAAAUAGGGUAUCCCCUGACCAGUGUCACAUGACUGUAUCGCGGGCUGUUAUUUACAACUCAUUGAGGUAACGCGUUUUUUUUAAAGUUCUUCACUGACCAGUUAUAUUACAGCAUUUAAGUGAUCACAGUCUCAGCAAAACUUUAGUUCAGAAAUAAAUUUCUUAAAAGUUCAGACGACAGCUUGGCUUUUGGCGUAAAUCUAUAUAUUAUUCCAAAUAACAUGAGAGAAAUCACUAAACUGUUUUUCCUCCAGGGCUGGCCGUAAUGCAAUCAUGGAUCAAGUCCGCCAGAUGUUGAUAAACGAACCCGGCCCAACUGAACGCCGAAGACCUAUAAAAGUUCCACUCCUAAAGAAAAACAAGAAAACUUCACGAUUCCCAAUGUGCCCCCCUCGAGGAUUUGUCAUUAACAAGAAUGCACUGUUCAUGCAACCUCAUCGCUGCCUUCCGAGGCAUUUUGAGAUUCACCCUGAGUUUCAUGGAAUUACUACCAAGUAA